AUGAAUGGUUGCAGGCAACACGUUCGCGAUGCGAAAUUUGCUCUUGCCGGACAAUUAUUGAUUCGUUAUCUUCUGGCUCAAGCUCUACAACGUAAAAGUUCAUCGUUCGAAAUUCGACGUACGGAAUAUGGCCGUCCGUUUAUAGAUUCUCCGGAGAAAUUCGAUUUCAAUCUAUCGCAUCACUAUCAUCUAGUUUGUAUUGCUGGAACAUUUCAUGGUUUGAUUGGUUGUGACACUAUGGAGUAUCGCGUGAACACAAAACCGAGAGAAUCAAUUGAAUCAUUGACAGAUCUACUUCGAAAUGAAUUCACGAAAAAUGAAUAUGAUUAUAUUUUGAAGAAAUCUUCAGAUGUAAAUGUUCACUUUCGUCACUUUUAUCGUAUAUGGUGCUUGAAAGAAAGUUAUGUCAAAUGGUUAGGAUGUGGCAUCGGUUUUACAUUAGCACGGAUGAAUUUUUGCAUUCAAACUGAUGAUUUCGACGAGAGUGAUGCUCAACAAGUUCUGUCGGAUACAAAAUUGGAAUUAGAUAAUGCCCCGCUCAAGGAUGACCUUCGAUUUGAUGAACAAAUUAUUCCAUUAGAAAAUAAUGAACAACAAAUUAUUGCCGUGUGUUUAUCAAAUAAGAAUAGUUGUCAGCCGUUCAUUGAAUUGACUAUCGCUGAUAUCUUGCAAGGAUGCUCACCAUUAGAUGAAACGAAGCAAGCUGACGAAAAGUGGUGGAAAAAUUUUCAAACAAUGAAAAUAAAAUGA
This is a messenger RNA of Adineta ricciae, 750 nucleotides long. Lineage: Eukaryota; Metazoa; Rotifera; Eurotatoria; Adinetida; Adinetidae. The record is from the annotation of a GenBank genome assembly.